Molecule: messenger RNA, 384 nt
Organism: Aureobasidium pullulans EXF-150
Lineage: Eukaryota; Fungi; Ascomycota; Dothideomycetes; Dothideales; Saccotheciaceae
Product: putative phosphoketolase
Exons: 1
Coding region: 1-384 (127 amino acids)
Biological process (GO): carbohydrate metabolic process
Molecular function (GO): aldehyde-lyase activity
Source: RefSeq, a predicted model, not a curated record
AUGACCCCACGGCUUUUGCUCUCUACGCCGAGUGGGUGUACUGGGGUCAGAUUCAGCAAAAGACGUAAAACGGACAAGAAUUUCCACAGUUACCCGUGGCUUUUGCAUAGAAUGACCUACAAGAGAAAGGGUCAGCACUUGAUGCGCGUUCGUGGGUAUAAGGAGAAGGGAAAUAUUGAUACUCCACUCGAAUUGGCUAUCAGGAACGAAACCGAUCGCUACAGCUUGGCCAUGCUUGCCAUCGACAGUCUCAAGUCUGUCUUGGGUAACAAGGGCUCUGCCACUCGUGAAACUCUGCUCAACAGACGUACCCAGGCCAUGAACUACGCUUACGAGUGUGGUGAGGACCCUGAUGACUUUGUCAACUGGACUUGGAACUACUAA